This is a messenger RNA of Symbiodinium sp. CCMP2592, 420 nucleotides long. The record is from the annotation of a GenBank genome assembly. Lineage: Eukaryota; Dinophyceae; Suessiales; Symbiodiniaceae.
AUGGUCUCGGUGGGAACCCUGGAGAAGAGGCGCUUCGUGCUGAAGUGCUUCCAAGAAUCACGGGAGCACGAGCGCGUUGAGGCCUUCUUCAACACGCGGAGCAUGGUUGAAGCUUGGUUAACGCUUGGGGAGGAGUCUCUUCCGGAAGCUCCGGAGAUCGAAGGGAGCAAGCGGACAUGGGAGAGGGCUUUCUACACGUAUCGAAAGAAGAUCAUGAAUUUGAGCUACCUCAUUGACUUUCACGAAAUACUCAAGGCCGAAUCGUUCCGGCAGAGCUCCCUACUUCAUCAGGAAGUUCAUGUUCCUAGCGCAGGCCGAACACUACGCCGAGCAUCGACUUACAGCGAUGGCUGCGCAGCCCGGGACCGACCCAGAGCAGAGAGCCCUCAAUUCAUACGCAACGAGGUAGUGCGAAUUUGA